Prunus mume (Japanese apricot) is the source of this 672-nucleotide messenger RNA. NCBI's taxonomy places the organism in Eukaryota, Viridiplantae, Streptophyta, Magnoliopsida, Rosales, Rosaceae. The record is from RefSeq and is a predicted model, not a curated record.
UUCUGUCUUCCUCUCCCAGCAAAAUAUGUGCAUCGAAGAACAACGCCAUCAUUCACAGCAAACAGGGAAACAUGGUUUCGCCAAUUAAGUUGAUGAUUGGAGAGGAAGAAAAGUUCCAAGGAAAAGCAUUGGCGCUAUCCCAUACAAAGAGUGCAAUAAGUACGAUAAAAGAGAAAUUCAGUGAGCAACAGCUACGAACCUUCGAAGAGAGUUGUUUUGGGCAUCUCCUACUCAUCGAGGACCUGAAGUGGACGUUGCCAAUUGUACACGGAUUGUUGCUGAGGAAAGCUGAUCCGAAGACUAUUUCCCAAGUGAACGGGAUCAAAUUCAUUGUUGGCAAUAAGGUGAUCCAAUUCACACCGCAGCAAUUUUGCGUCGUCACAGGGCUAAGGUUUGGAAACCUUCCCUUUAUUCCGAUUCCCAGUAAUGACAACUGCUCAUUGAAAAGGAAGUAUUUUGGCAACAAUAAAACAGUGAGCCUGUUGGAAUUAGAAAAAGCCUUCCGCGACUGCGCUGAUGCGGAUGAUGCAUUGAAGCUCGGCUUUGUAUACUUCGCUGUGUUUGUGCUGUUGGGCAGUGAAAAACAUGUCCACAUUGACAUGUGAUAUUUGAAGUUGGCAGAAGACCUUGAAGAUUUUGGGAAAUAUACAUGGGGUGUUGUGUCUUAUGCGA